UCCGGAUCGUCCGAGUUCACUUCGCAUCAUCCAGCCGCUUGCCUGCGCGCCGGUCCCGUCCGUCAGGCGGCGCACACCCUCGACAUGGCUCGUCGUGAACAAUCCGGCCCAGGACACAGCCCGUUGGCACCAUCCACGCUGGAACGGUCGACCUGCAGGCAACCGAUAUUCGGACCACGUCCCAUCACGAGAGUCGGACCGGAACGGUCAAUGUCUCUCAUGCAUACCGGUUGCCUCAGUCGAGACUUUGAAGGCAGGGCCGUCGGCAGCAGCGGGAUUAACAACAGAGCCAGAGGUCGAUUUUGCGGUGGCGCUGGUGAUGAGGGAAGAGAUAGAGGACGGAUUAGUCCAAGCUGGACAUGGGAAUGCACCGGCGGCCAGGCUCCGCCGCCGACACCGGCCGAAAGGGUCGACGAUCCGAUGGAGGAGUUCGUCGCGUGCGAGAGUGUAGCUUUGUCUGGCGUACAGUUGCUUCCGUCAGCCGGCGAGUCAGGCAAAAUCAUACUGUCGCAUUCACUGAGCUGGUAA
This is a messenger RNA of Protopolystoma xenopodis, 528 nucleotides long. The record is from the annotation of a GenBank genome assembly. NCBI's taxonomy places the organism in Eukaryota, Metazoa, Platyhelminthes, Monogenea, Polystomatidea, Polystomatidae.